AUGGCGGACCCAACGGAUCUGAAUCUGGAUGCGCCGAGCGACCUUACAGACAUCCCGGACAUGUCAAUGCAGCUUCUUCCACCACCAGAAGGGACGUUUCCUGACAAAACAUCACUCCUCGCUUCUGUGCAAGCGCACGCAAAAGCUCAUGGAUACAAUGUAGUGGUCAAAUCCUCCAGCACACCCACGGAGAAGAAGCCCGGACGAACAGCCAAGGUCUGGCUUCGCUGCGAUCGAGGCGGCCAUUACCGUCCUCGCAAUGGGCUCACCGAGGAGACGAGGAAGCGGAGGCGAACCUCGCGCUUGAUGGACUGUCCGUUCAUGCUAGUUGCAGCUGGAACUCCUGGCAUCUGGACGCUGACCGUCAUGAACCCUACCCACAACCAUGGGCCGAUCAUUGAGAAGCCGCGCCAGGUUCCGCACCACAAGGUCCGCAAAGGGCAGGUUGCUGCUACUCCGUAUGACUGGCCGCAUGAUGCGACUCUUACGCCGUAUACGACUGCGCUGGUUAUCAUCGAUAUGCAGAAGGAUUUCUGCGCACCAGGUGGAUAUAUGGACUACCAAGGCUACGACAUAUCAGCCGCGCAGGCACUAAUCCCAAAGCUCCAACGCCUCUUGAAUACAUUCCGCUCCGCCGGUUUCCCCAUCUAUCACACACGCGAAGGCCACCGCCCCGACCUCUCAACCCUCUCCAGCCGAGAAGCCUACCGUUCCCGCAAUAACCAAUCUGGCCUCGGAAUCGGCUCCCAAGGCCCUCUAGGCCGCCUCCUAAUCCGCGGCGAACUCGGCCACGACACCGUCGACGAACUGUAUCCUCUCCCCGGCGAACCCGUGAUCGACAAGCCGGGCCGAGGCGCAUUCGCACACACAGACUUUGAGCUCCUCCUCCGCAACAAGGGCGUCAAGAAUCUUGUGAUCGCGGGUGUGACGACGGACGUCUGUGUGAGCACGACGAUGCGCGAGGCGAACGACCGGGGUUUCGACUGUGUGCUUUUGGACGACGGCUCCGCGGCCGCUGAGCCCGCGCUGCAUAUGAAUACCGUUGAGUCGGUGAAGAUGGAGGGAGGCAUCUUUGGCGCGGUGGCUAAGCUGGACGAUGUGGUACAUGCCGUGGAAAACUUCAAGGCCGUCACUGUGAAGAAGCUGGCUCCCCAGAUGACGUCCUGA
Aspergillus calidoustus is the source of this 1167-nucleotide messenger RNA. The record is from the annotation of a GenBank genome assembly. NCBI's taxonomy places the organism in Eukaryota, Fungi, Ascomycota, Eurotiomycetes, Eurotiales, Aspergillaceae.